Messenger RNA from Ectocarpus siliculosus, 1314 nucleotides. The record is from the annotation of a GenBank genome assembly. Lineage: Eukaryota; Phaeophyceae; Ectocarpales; Ectocarpaceae.
AUGCAGGAGGAGAUAGCGUACCGUACAAUGCUACUGCCCAACUCCGGCUUCGCCAAGAAGGUGACGCGCCCGGCCGUCGUCAACACGAUGCCGGGAACGCAACUGACCAACAUUCGGAAGCUGGUCCGCACCACCACGUCCGCCAACCCAGCGCAUAGGCCCACCAUGGCCGAAAUCGCGCCACAAAUUCUCGCUGUGGCUUCGGCCGUGCGCCUCGCGAUGCAGCAGAACGCCACGCCGGUUGCUGCAGCAGCGACGGCGGCAGCGGCGGUUUCAGCGGCCCUUCCGAGCGGGGACUUCGAGGAAGUACAACCGCCGGCUCAUGCCAGCACCGGCAGCGCGGUGGCAGUGGAGGCCGGCCAGGCGGAUGCAGCAGGGCUGGUGGCGGUGAACGCGAGCGCCGACGUACCCUUGGCUGCCAUCCUUUACGGAGACGCAUUGCUUGCGGGCGGCGGCGGUGGCAGCAGCGGACGCGGCGGUGGCGGUGGGCGCGGCGACUCUGCAGGGGGCGCCCCCGCCGUCGGGAGUGGUGUUGGUGGCGGCCUGGACGGCGGGGACAGCACCGGAGGCGGCAGGAGCGCCGCCAGCGCUGCAGUCCCCCGACAAAUGGGCGCCGAGGUACAAGAGGCGGUAGCGGCGGCAGAGGGCAGAAGUGCGGAGGCGGUCAGCGGAGGGGGAGGAGGAGGCGGAUCUGAGGCAAGCGGCCGGGCAGGAGAGAGGGCCGUUGGAGAUGCCGUUGGAGGACAAGGCGCAGGCAUGGGACUCGAGAGGCUAGAGGGUCGGUAUGGAGCCAUCGACCACCCUCCCACCGGACGGCGCAAUUCUUCGUCUCCGCGCGCACACUUGGAAGGGCUCCUGCAGGGCGCCACCGGCGACGGAUUUGGGGCCAGGGCACUCUUGCGCUCAGCCCCCGCGGCGGCUGAUGCCGUCGAGCAGGCGGUGGGUGCGGCCGACAUUUCGGUUUCUAACGCACCCUCCCCGGCGGAUGUAGCAGCAGCAGCAGGAGCAGCGGGCCCGGUGGGCUCGAACAUCGGUCCGAUCCCAGCAAGCUCCAUCUUUGCGGCAGUUCCGGUACCGGAGAGCGGCGACGGUGCAGGCUUUUCUGCCCCCUCUUCCGUUGGAAGCCUCGGCAGCGAGGAAGGGGUCGCCGGCGAUGGGCCCGGUGACGGACGAGGCGGUGAAUUGGCUGACCCACAAAUGGCAAGCAUCCCCGAGGCGGAAGAGGAUGAAGGAGACGGUGAUGGGUGGGAGUGGGGCUGGGAGUUCGAUGGAGAUGACGGGGACUGCAGUGCGGCCGUGGGGUUCGGUGCGUAG